This is a messenger RNA of Epinephelus fuscoguttatus (brown-marbled grouper), 2968 nucleotides long. It is a transcript of the gene lrrc24, whose product is annotated as leucine rich repeat containing 24. The transcript is spliced from 5 exons. Lineage: Eukaryota; Metazoa; Chordata; Actinopteri; Perciformes; Serranidae. Gene Ontology annotation, molecular function: protein binding. The record is from RefSeq and is a predicted model, not a curated record. Bases 437 to 2293 code for a protein of 618 amino acids.
UGGAAGAUAACAUCCGCGUUGAGGGAAAAAGGCAGGAAAAAAAAGGGAAAACGAAUCAAAGCCGCAUAACAAUAUCAGAGGAGGGAGAUAAGAGUCUAAAUCGACCACCAUCAGCGCUGACGUCCAGCGUUGGCAGGAGCGAGCAGUUUCCUCCGGCUCUCAGCAUCCAAUUACAAUGGACGAGGAGCUCAGCCUGUGUGGACUCUAAACCGCUGCCCAGUCAGGAGCGAGUGGAAACAGCGCAGCGGAGGGAGGCAAAACAAUGCUUAGGCUCAUUUGUCUGCAGUGAUUCAAAGUGGGAUUCAUCUUUUUUGAUUUUUUGGUUUUUAUUUCUUGUUUUUCUGCCGCUCGAGCAAGUGGGGGACACUGCUGCCAAGAUCAAGUCCACGCACGCAGGGAAACGGUUUUGCCUUUGCAGGUCUACUGUAAAACCGCCAUGGUGCUCUUGAGGUUCUCAAGACUCGUCCUAAUGAUCGUGGCCCUCGUCCCUCGACCAUCUGUGGGAUGCCCCUCCGGCUGUCGCUGCUACAGCCUCACAGUGGAGUGUGGAUCUCUUGGGGUCAAAGAAAUCCCACAGGGUGUCUCCUCUGUCACCGAGACCAUCUUCCUCCAGGACAACGCUAUAGUGCAGAUCCGUCUUCAGGAUCUGACUCGCCUUGGCAGCCUCCAUUACCUCUACCUUCAAAAUAAUAGCAUCUCAGCCCUGGAGCCUGGCGCGUUUCUCAGCCAAGGGCAGCUGCUGGAGCUGGCCCUCAACGGCAACCUCAUCCACCUAGUCACCCCGGACAUGUUUCGGGGUCUGGAGCACCUCCGGAUCCUGUACCUCGCUGGGAACCAGAUCACUCGAGUGCAGGACCACACCUUCAGGGGGCUGCAGCGUCUGCAAGAACUGCACUUGCAGGAAAACAGCAUAGAGCUGCUGGCAGAGCAAGCUCUGUCUGGCUUGUCAUCUCUGGCUCUGCUGGAUCUCAGCAGAAAUCACCUCCGCACUCUGGGAGCCUCGUCCCUCAAACCGCUCGUGAGCCUGCAGGUGCUCCGUGUCACAGAGAACCCAUGGCGCUGUGAUUGUGCACUGGGCUGGCUGCGAACCUGGAUCAGUGAAGACGGACAGCGUCUGUUGAGCUCUGCUGAACAGCGUCGGCUGAUGUGCUCUGAACCGCCUCGCCUCUCUCACCUCAGCCUGGUGGAGGUGGCUCCUAACAGCCUGGUCUGUAUCCCACCCGUGGUACAGCUCGAGCCCAGUCAUCUAACUGUGCGACUAGGGGAGAGCCUCCGAGUCUCCUGCCAGGCCUCGGGAUACCCACAGCCUCAGGUGACCUGGAAGAAAGCCUCCCAUGGCAAGGCCCAGUUAUCACCCCGAGGCCUGGUGCAAGAGCUGGGACCUAAUGGUGAGCUCUUCAGGCCUGCGGCUGGAGGAGUGGUGACAGCCCUGCCCAGCAGUGGAGGGAUCAAGGUUGGAGGUGUUGGAGGAAUCCAGGGGCUUGUGCGUGGGACUGAGGAAGGCGGUGAGAGGGACAGCUUUGAUCCGGACAUGGGCAGCGGCAUGCUGUUCCUCAGCAAUGUGACUGUAGCGCAUGCUGGGCGCUAUGAGUGUGAAGCCUGGAACCCUGGUGGUGUAGCCAGAGUUACCUUUCAUCUGGCUGUCAACAUGUCCUCCUCUUCAUAUUCCUCCCAGUUCUGGCCUCGUAUGAACAUGCACUCCUUUGUUUCCUCUUCAUCUAACUCCUUCUAUCAGCCAGAGGUUCUGGAUGUUAGCCAGGAGCUGCUCUACGAACAGGACAGCAUGGACUUCUACGCUCUUGGCCCUGCUACUCAGACCGCAAUUGCUGUUGGCAUCUCCUUGCUGGCGCUCACUGCCGUCCUCCUUUUGAUUAUGAUCUACACUCGUCACCAGCAGUACCGCAAAGAAGAGGGCGGCUCCUACUGCACCAGCAAAGAAGAGAGCAUACUCUAUGUGAAUGACUACUCUGAUGGACCCACCACUUUUGCGCAGCUGGAGGAGUACCGUGACGACCACGGCCACGAGAUGUACGUACUCAACAGAACCAAGCCUGUCCUGGGCUCCACUUCAUCCAGGUGUCCAAUGAUGAGUGGGUUCGUCCAGCAGAAGGGGAUGAAGGAGGCUCUCCUGGACCACGAAAUGGUGCAGACACUGACCAGAUCGGGGGGACUGGGGCUCCGCAGAAAUCCAGCAGAUGGAGGAGAGGGCCCGCUAACAACAGACCCAGAGGAGCUCUUCCUCAGUCAGAGUCUCCUCUUCGGAUCACAGGUUGCUUACGAGAUCCACUGCUAAGGGGUUUGAAUUGUGUUUUAACAUGAAAUGUUGAUGGACUUAAUUAAAGACAUUAAAGGAAAUCACCUUGGUGCAAUGGUUUGAAGCAUCAGAUUAUUAUGUGGUCUUCAAAAGAGGAGGGAGUGUCAGUUAGUGGUUGCUGAGGAUCGCAAUCAGCCUCUCAGAGAUCCUCAUCUGAUAGAUUGUAUGGCAUUAAGAUGGGUCAGAGUGGUGAACAGUGAUAAUUAGGAAAAAAGUAACCAUACCUGUCUGUCUCCAAAUCAACCCUUUAAAGAUAAUUACAAGUGGCUAACUUUAUCUGAAACAGUUUUUAUGACAGUUCAUCUAAAUCCUGACAAAGAGGCUGAGACUGUGCAGCACACGGUGGCAACUAACAAUGUGGAUUAAAACAGUGACUCGUAUUUUGUACUUCUUUCUUUCUUUGGGUUUUGUUUUGUGUGUUUUGUCAGUGUUUUGUGUGAAUAUAAUGAAGCUAAUUUUCACUGUGAAGUACAGUUGUUCUGUGGACUCUGGUGCAGAUCCGUUAGAAUUAGACCUAAACAGAUCCUCUUACUGAAACUACAUUGUCAUUACCCAUAUGUGUGAGUGGGUGUGGGUGGGUGGAUAUAUUUGAAGAGGUUCAUUUUGAAUGGAGCAGCAAGCCUUUUUUCUUUUUUUUUUUUUUUUUUUUUUACA